This is a messenger RNA of Setaria italica (foxtail millet), 3815 nucleotides long. RefSeq names its product putative leucine-rich repeat receptor-like serine/threonine-protein kinase At2g24130. Bases 678 to 3650 code for a protein of 990 amino acids. Gene Ontology annotation, biological process: protein phosphorylation; hormone-mediated signaling pathway. Gene Ontology annotation, molecular function: protein kinase activity; protein binding; ATP binding. The transcript has 2 exons. The record is from RefSeq and is a predicted model, not a curated record. NCBI's taxonomy places the organism in Eukaryota, Viridiplantae, Streptophyta, Magnoliopsida, Poales, Poaceae. Gene Ontology annotation, cellular component: plasma membrane.
GGCUGACGCUUUCACUGAGUUACUUGAUGGCGUUAGCAUGAAGGUGAUACGUCAUGAUCGUAGUGAUCAAGUAACUGCAAAGUUUUGUUUAGAUUUGAGUGUAUUUCAUCGGAAAGUUUUUGUAUCUUAACUAAGAAAUAUAUGUAAAAUACCAGUUUGUAUCCAAACACUUCCCUAGGGGUAAUACUCGGUGGAGAUAUCUACGGGUAUUGUUUGAAAAUGUGAAAUUGUUCUAGGUCCCGUGGGAGGAGGCCCUAACACGUGUAAUGUGCCUGUCUCCAGUUAGUGGUCAGGAUAGAAAACAAGUCUGGGUGUGAUGUCAACGGGAUCUCACCAGUAUCACCAGUAGUAGGCCAUGAUAUCAGGCUUUUGCAGUGUUCACUAAUCACCAUGACAGUUCAGCAUUACAUUACAAUUCCUACCACAGCCAGAGUCAAAAUUUGGCGGCCAAAAAAAAGCAUAGACCCUUCAGUCAAUGCCUUCCAUGACCCACUCCCCCUGCUUAUCCUUUCAUCCCCUAUUUAAACCACCAUCUACCCAUAGCUUAGCCUUUCAUCAGUCAUCAAUCCCACAAGCUAAGGUAGGGAUCUCCACAUCUAGAGGUGUGUUCCUACAAUUCAUAGCAAAGAUGGCCCCUUACUGGUAUUAGCUCUCCAAACCUCCUCAUAAUCCCCACAAUGCCUAGAUUCCUCGCCCUAAUUACCAUUGCCGUUGCCGUUGUCAGCUCCAGCCAUGCCUCCGUGGUGGAUUCGCAAGCCAGUGAUCGCACUGCGUUGCUCUCCUUCAAGUCCUGCGUCUGGGGCAACCUCUCUGAUUGGGGCUUCCCCAAAACGUGCAAUUGGACUGGUGUUACAUGUGACUCAAGAGGGCGCGUGAUUUACCUUCUUCUCUCUAACUCCAACCUCACUGGCAUCAUCUCCCCAGCAAUCGGCAACCUCUCCGCGCUUGUGAGGCUUGACCUCCAGAGCAACCAACUCUCUGGUAGCAUCCCACCAGAGCUCGGCAUGUUGUCCCAGCUCGCGGAACUGAACCUUAACAUCAACUUACUCGACGGGGUAAUCCCAGAAGCGCUAGGUCUUCUGAGAAGCUUAACCUACCUCUCCCUGUAUGGCAACAACCUCACUGGUAGCAUCCCCGAAGCUAUCUGCAACUGCUCUUCCUUAACCUACAUUGACCUGAGAACCAACUCCCUCACUGGUGAGAUCCCUUUCUCUACACGAUGUCGGCUGCCGUACCUAAAGAAGAUCAUCCUCUUCGAAAAUAAGCUCGUCGGCGUCAUCCCCUCAUCAAUUUCGAAUUUUACUCGACUUGACUGGGUGCUUUUGCAGAACAAUUUCCUUGGUGGUCAACUGCCAUCCCAAAUGUUCAACAAGAUGCCAUCCCUCAAGUACCUCUACCUGUCUAACAACAAUUUCUCAAGUGAUGACGGGAACACUAACCUUGAGCCUUUUCUUGCUUCUCUAGUGAACUGCACCAGCUUACAAGAGCUUGGAGUGGACUCAAACGGCAUUGGAGGCAAGAUCCCGCCGAUCAUUGGCAAUUUGUCAUCAACCAAUCUCUCCAAGCUUUAUUUGAAUGACAACGAAAUCACCGGCACAAUUCCUCAUGCCAUCGGAAACCUUCCUUCACUGACAGAUUUAUGCCUGGACAACAACAUGUUGGAAGGCCCAAUCCCCUUAGAGAUAUUCCAGCCAGGUUGGCUCACACAGUUAGUCCUGGCAAAUAACCAGAUCAACGGUGAAAUACCCAAAUCCAUCGGCUUAGCUCAGCACUUAAGUAUCAUGGACAUAUCUUAUAAUGGUCUUCAAGGCACAAUACCAGAGACUUUGUCCAACCUCACUAAGUUGGGGUACCUUGUUCUUGACCAUAACCAGCUCUCGGGUACCAUACCACCUGGUCUCAGCUGCAGCAUGAUCUUGGACCUUUCUUACAACAAACUUACUGGUCAAAUUCCUGAUGGUGUAGCUGGGCUUAGUAGCCUCCAAAUCUAUCUUAAUCUCUCUAACAAUCUCUUAGAGGGCCCCAUACCAUUGGAAUUUGGCAAUAUGGACAAGAUCCAGGCUCUUGACUUGUCGGCGAACAAGCUCUCGGCGGCAAUACCAGCGCAGAUCAAGGGCUGUGCUGAGGUUGAGUAUGUCAAUCUCUCCAGAAACUUUCUGCAAGGCGCCCUUCCUUCUUCCAUUGGCGCUCUGCCAACCAGCCUCCAUGUCCUUGACGUUUCUUUCAAUAGGCUUACUGGUAUGAUUCCUCAGUCUUUGCAAGCAUCACCAGUGCUCCAGUUUGCCAACUUCUCAUACAAUAACUUCACCGGUGAGGUGUCCAGUGAAGGAGCAUUUGCAAACCUCACUGAUGACUCAUUUCUCGGCAAUCCUGACCUAUGUGGGUCUAUUCUCGGCUUGGCGCCAUGCAGUGGAAAACAUGGUCACUUCCUGUACAUAGCCAUCAUUGUCGUCGUCGCCAUUGCUGCCGGUUUAUUGGCCAUGGUGUGCGUUGUUGAUCACGACCUAAUGAAGACUCGUUUGAGGUUGACAGCCCCAUCCAUUCAACUAUCACAUUUCCCGACAGUACAGGGCAAUGCCACGGGCAAAAAGGAGAGUGAUGAACAUCCAAGGAUCUCAUAUCGUCAGCUUGUCGACGCGACCGAUGGCUUUUCAGAAGUGAAUUUGAUUGGGAAAGGAGGAUACGGGCAUGUCUACAGGGGUGUCCUCCAUGGCGGGACAGUGAUCGCCAUCAAAGUCCUGCACCAGGACCACGCUGGCGAGGUGAUCGCGGGCAGCUUCGAGAGGGAAUGCCGGGUGCUCAGGAGCAUCCGGCACCGGAACCUCAUCCGGGUGAUCACCACGUGCAGUACGCCAGACUUCAAGGCCGUCGUGCUCCCGUUCAUGCCGAACGGCAGCCUCGAUAGCCUCAUCCACGGGCCUCCCUGUGGCGGCAAGCCGGAGGGGCCACGCCAGCUGGACCUGGACCUGCUGCUCGGCAUCGCCAGUAACGUCGCCGAGGGCAUGGCGUACCUGCACCACCACGCCCCCGUCAAGGUCGUGCACUGCGACCUCAAGCCGAGCAACGUCCUCCUCGACGGCGACAUGACCGCCAUCGUCUCCGAUUUCGGCAUCUCGAAACUGGUGAUCACGGGCGCCAGAGAUCCAGAGGUGGGCGAGGCGUCGACGUCCGUAUGCAACUCCAUCACUCGGCUGUUACAAGGCUCUGUUGGCUACAUUGCGCCCGAGUAUGGAUUGGGAGGCCGCCCUUCUACGCAAGGCGACGUGUACAGCUUCGGGGUGAUGCUCCUGGAGAUGAUCUCCGGGAAGAGGCCGACGGACGUGAUCUCCGAGGAGGGGCACGGCCUGCACGACUGGGCCAAGAAACGCUGCCUGCAGCACGACGUGGACGCCGUCGCUGAGCGUUGGCUGCCUCGUGAUCCGCCGUCUGUGCUGCCAUUUGGCCCGCCCAGGUGCGAGAUGGAGGUCAUCGUCGUCAUGGUCAUGGAGCUGCUUGAGCUCGGCGUUGCGUGCUCGCAGCUCGUGCCGUCGAUGAGGCCAACCAUGGAUGACAUGGCGCACGAGAUCGCUUGCCUUAGGGAUGGUACGUGGAGAAAGUACAGGGCAACAGGUCUGAAGGCCAUUGACCAGACUAAGUCCAAGAAAUAUUAGUAGACUGGUGUGAUUCACUACUUCAGUUUCUACGCAAAAUGGUUGAUCAAAAUACUAUAAGGUGUGAUUACUGAUUAGAAUGUGUGCAUAAUACCAGACAUGGUAUACACUCAUCCUUGUAUUGCUGACUUGUGGUUGGUGGCCAAUAUGAAGUUUGUAUGCAAA